GAUAAGUGUGUUAUCUACCGAUUUAGGUGGAUAAUCAACAGCUUCUACACUUUUGUGACCAAAGUAAUGGUCAAUCCAAUGUGACUAGUAGUAAAUUUAUGAAAAUAGUCGAGUCUUGCAAUGAAAUAGUUUGUACUACAAUGGUGGGUCGACCAACUAAUGUCAUCCAAACUCUAUCGUUGAGUCUGGCUACAUUACUAUUGCCAGAAGUGAGCGAAUGCAAUGUGUCUUUUCUUAUGAACAACAUUGUUCUUAAGCAAACACAAGUUGGAGGUGCUUUGAGGAAGCCACCACCAGUUGCCCACAUGAAAAAAUCCAAUGUUGUGAAGAUUGGUAUAACUCAACAAAUUCCUUCAUGUAAAUUGUCCCCAAAGAUUCCACUGAGUGGACACGGGGGAAGUGCAUAUCUAUAGGCAUACAAUAUCUUAUUUCUUCUAAUAACAAAACUACUAAUAAUAGAUGAGCCCAGAAAUUGCUAAAUUAAUAUGAAUGACUCGUAUCAUAACAAUCCUCCCGCCUUUAGCGCAAACUUGACUUCAAGGUUCGUCGUGCAAGAACCCUCAACCUAGACCAAAUUAGAAGAACCGUUCCCACAAGGUUACGCAAUGACGAGAGUAGAUACCCACCGGUGCCGAGCUCAUUUACGUUGUUUCCAAUUUGGCUCAAGAACUUGAACGAACGCAACAUCACUAGCUCUUACCACCUCUUCCUUCACAUACAUGGAACGAAACUCGCCAUGCGUUCCUUUACCCAUGUCAUGCAUGAGUGUAUGAAAGAAGGACUUUCGCAUGCAAAUUUCGUUUACAUGACCUCCCUACAAAACAUCCAUACGUACGAACCUCCAUUCUACCACUUGUACUCCCACAUUGCCUUCACGACCAAUUCCCAAACUUGACAUUUUCACAAAAUUAUCCUUAACUCUUGAUAGCACGUGGUUGCUCGUUCCUUCCCUGUGCAUAUUCGAGCACAUGAUUUCCCCAAACGCGGUUCUUGGCUGAGGCAAUUGCUUUCUCAUCCAAAUAAAGAUACAAAGGGGCCUGAUCGCUUGCUACAGCUGAAUUCGAACAUGUAGUCGUAGUAGAAGUCAACAAUUGUGGUAGUUGAGCUUGUCACAAUCCUGUCCCUUUGUUGCCCGCCACAUCAAGUUCAGAAUGCGCUAGACUGACUCCAUACAACAACCCACCAGUUAAUCCUCCCAUUUAAGGUUCAAUGCAUCCUUGAACCGACCUGCACACCCAAGGAACAUUGAAAAACCUUCUCGAUCUGAUGUCGACGGUUAAGCUAUACAGACUAUUUCAAAGUCGCGGUACUGGCCAUCUACGUCUUCCAAUCAAAUCACCACGAGGUGCAAUGGGAACCGGGGGUACGGCUGCCAUGUCGACGGUAGACAUCAAUCUCUUUGAAGCCAGGGUUAACUCUUGUUUCAGCAAAGAAACUGUUCGCGAGGAGAUGGUGGCGGCGGGAGUGGAUCCCUCGACAACAGCUGGAGUUGGUGUUGUUGCUGUUGUUUCUUAUUCCCUAAAGCAUCUUCGACGAUCGUGGGUUGAUUGGAUGAAGCUCUCAUCUUGAUGCCACGGAAAACAGCGGCCAGACCCACAUUAGCCAUUUUUUCCGCCUCUUCAACACCCCAACCCUCGGCGUGAUUACGAUUUUGGUACUUCCACUCUUGCGGAUCUCUCCAUCCCAACGCCUCCCAUCCCCCCAGGUAUGACGGCUGAUCUUGAAUGAAAUAAGGUUGAGGUGGCCAAUAUGGACGGUGUGAUGACGACGGGUACAAAGCUAGAUAUAACCGCCACGGUUGCUUAUUCCGAUGAAGAAGGUGUUGUGGAAGAAUUCUCCCGUAGCUCCUUACUCAUGGAGCAUAACCUUCGUAACCUAGAUGUUGCGUGACACUCAACAUAGCGAAUUCAUAGCCAACCAGGCUCUGAUACCAAUUGUUACGUGGAUUUCUCUUGUGGAUCGUAACUUACAUCGUAAGAUUCAUACGAGAAUCGAAAGAAAUAGAGUUAGAAAGAAGAGAAUUAGAAUUAUUAAAGUGCAAGUUCCAAAAAAAUAGGGACACUUUUCAUUACUAAAAAUUCGUUGGUCACUGUUCACAGAGGGGUUUGUGGUCCUCUAAGGACAAAUUUCAUCAGCCCAGAUGUACCCCUAUUGUGGUGGGCAAGAUUGAUCAUUGAUCAAUUUUUUUAUUCUUUUAAAUAUAUGGGUUCAUGUAGUUGUCACUAGCUUAUCAGAUCCUUUAUCUUUUGAGUGGGUCUUUCUUUCUCUUAUGAGUCUUAUCUCUCCUGUGUGGUCCUCUUCUCUCUCCUCUCUUUUUUGUCAUCCAUCCUCUUUUUUUUUUAUAACUCAGGAACCUCAACCUCACAUGUCACUUUGUGACAGCGUGAUCUACUAAACCUGGGGAGCACCUGUACAAGACACAACAUCGGGAGACUUCGUCCCCGACACUCAGGCAUGUCUCCGGGAACACACAAAUGGCGCCGCUGAGGAUCGAACUCAGGACCUCUCACAUCCUGAGCCAACCUCUUUCAUUCAUCCAUCCUCUUUCAUUCAUUCUUUUCUCAAGAGAAAAUAAUAAUCAUCAUUACUUAGGCUAGCUUGAUGAUAACUAAUUACAUAAAUUAAUUUUAAACAUAAUGAUGGCUAGAGAUAUGAUUGAUUUAGAAAGGUUUGAGACCAAAGUCAUAAAACUCCAUUUUCAAGUUAGAUGAAAAUAUAUAUAUAUAUAUCAAGUAACUUCUCAAUACCUAGUUCCUACAAGUUUGGAUAUAGUGGAUUUCAUCAAUUUGCAUUAUAUUGAUUCAAAAAAAUAUGAAAGCUUCUGAAUUAUUAACUAAACUAUUGCCAAUCUCAUUCAUUUGCAUUAUAUUGAACUAAACAAAACAUGAAAGCUCUGAUUGACUAACUAAAUUGUUGUCGAUCUCAUCAAUUUGUAUUAACCAAAUUAAAGCUCAUGUAAGAUAAAAUAAUCAUACAUAAUAGUUUUUAAUCAAAUGUGAGACUUAUAUGUAAUCAGAAACCACACGUUACAAAAUAUUACGUGACACCCAGUGGGGGAACUAGAAGGGUUUGGCUCUAUCACGGGACACAGUAAAUUUUGGUAAACUAAUUAUUAAUCCCUAUGUAUGCAUAUGGAAAGGAUUGAACUCACUGGUUUUAAGUGACGUAAAUGUAUAGGCCACUAAUGUAUAGGCCACUGUACUAAAACUCACUUGUUGUUAUUGGAUUGUCAUAAUUUUAAUUUAUGAUAUCAUGAGUGAAAUCCCAAAUUGAAAUAAUUUAUAUUAUGAAAAAAGGACACAUCUAAUUUCUAUUUUUGGCUAUACCACUGGUACACCGUUAGUUAUUUCUAAUGUACCGAUCAAACAAACCAGUUAUUUAACA
This is a messenger RNA of Linum trigynum, 3384 nucleotides long. NCBI's taxonomy places the organism in Eukaryota, Viridiplantae, Streptophyta, Magnoliopsida, Malpighiales, Linaceae. The record is from the annotation of a GenBank genome assembly.